Molecule: messenger RNA, 9060 nt
Organism: Salvelinus fontinalis (brook trout)
Lineage: Eukaryota; Metazoa; Chordata; Actinopteri; Salmoniformes; Salmonidae
Product: putative Polycomb group protein ASXL2
Exons: 13
Coding region: 133-4473 (1446 amino acids)
Biological process (GO): positive regulation of transcription by RNA polymerase II; animal organ morphogenesis
Cellular component (GO): PR-DUB complex
Molecular function (GO): DNA binding; peroxisome proliferator activated receptor binding; chromatin binding
Source: RefSeq, a predicted model, not a curated record
CAUGACACACUCUUUACAGUAAAGCAGUAAAAGCCCAAUAUGGCAGAAGCGGUCGGUCUUGCGCGGUAACUAAAGCAACAUUUCAACUAACACACUGUCAUAUUCAACACUAAUCAGCACAAGACCGCAGCGAUGAGGGAGAGACCGAAGAAAAAGAAGGGGAGGACAUGGGCAGAAGCUGCUAAAACGGUAUUAGAAAAGUACCCCAACACACCUAUGAGCCACAAAGAGAUCCUACAGGUGAUCCAGAGGGAGAGACUGAAAGAGAUUAGUGGUACUUCCCCGCUGGCCUGUCUCAAUGCUAUGCUCCACACCAACUCUCGCGGUGAAGAAGGGAUCUUCUACAAAGUACCUGGACGAAUGGGGGUCUACACACUGAAGAAGGACAUUGGGGACGUGGUAAAGGAGCUGUCUGAGGAGGGAUCCGAGGAGGACGAUAGUGAUAAUUUGUCUGAUUCCCAGAGCACAGAGAACAACAAUUACACUAACAACCAGGAGGGCAUGAGGGGACAGUGGAGGAGGAGAGCUCCAUCAAAGCAAAUGCUAUCAAAAGACCCCAAAAGACACAAGUCAAAGGAUAACAGCCACGUGCCCUCCACGCUGCCAUCUGAUCCGUCGUCUCCUCAGCCACGUUGUUCAUCUCCCUCUGUCCCCAGUAGCAAGCUCAUCUCUCCCUCACAGAAACACAGCAAGAAGGCUCUCAAACAGGCCCUGAAGCAGCAGAGGAACCAGCGGAGACAGGGGGGCAUGCCCACCACCUCCAGCCCAAGGCUGCUCAUCAAGAACGUGAAGGACAUGGCUGACACCAUUGUCACUAAGACCGACUCCUGUCCUGCUUCUGGUACCAGGAAGAUGUCUCAGAGGUCCAGUCGACUCAGUGCACGGCAACUGAAGCGUACCAAGUGUGCAGAGAUAGAUGUUGAGACACCAGACUCUAUCCUGGUUAACACCAACCUGCGUGCCCUGAUCAACAAACACACCUUCUCUGUCCUGCCCACAGAGUGCCAACAGAAGCUACUCACACUACUGCCUGAGGUCGACCAACAGGCUUGUAUGGAUGGUCUGUUAAAGGUCACCAGUUCUGCCUUGAACAAUGAGUUUUUCACAUCAGCAGCUCAGUCCUGGAAGGAACGACUGGCAGAAGGUGAGUUCACUCCUGAGUUGCAGCUGAGAAUGCGUCAGGAGAUUGAGAAGGAGAAGAAGGUGGAGUAUUGGAAGGAAAGUUUCUUUGAGAGCUACUAUGGUGAAAACUCUGGACUCAGCUUAGAGGAAUCCAAAGAGCUGCUUGAGUCUGGUCUCAGUCUGGAGCUCUCAGCCACCAAACCCCAGUUGUCUCCUCCAACACAGCCAAGUCCUGCUGGCCAAGCACUGCAAGAUCCCAAGGUCCCAGAGAACAGCUGCCAUACUCGUUCUUCAGAGAGGAGGCUCCGAUCAUCAUCACUGCCUAUAAACCAUACAUGUAAACCCAUAGAAACUCCAUCUAAACCCAUAGAACCUCCAUCUAAACCCAUAGAACCUCCAUCUAAACCCAUAGAGCCUUCCAAGCCAAGACCGGAACCAGAGCCUGUUCACGAUGAACCAGUACCAGUCCCACCCAUUGUCCCACCAGUUAUAUUACCGAAAAAUAUACAGAAGACACUGGAGGUUGAGUACCCCAGACACAGGACUCGUAGCAGAGGUUUAUCCCUGCCUAUAAUGGCAGUGGAGGCACCUGUUGUGAAGAGACAGGAUGUGGUGGACUCAACCUCAAUGGUUACUCCACUUGGGGAGAAGCAGAUGGAGGAAGAGGAACAGGAGCUGAAAGAAGCUCAGCCGGAGACCCCCCAGUCCCCUGAGAUACCUCAGUCCCCUGCCCUGGAGAGUCCUCCAGAGGUCCGCUCCCAGAAGAUGCUCAGAUCAUCACUGCCGACCGACCUUUCAAAGCCAGAGCCUCUGGGCUUGAACGAGCACAGUGGGGAGAGGAGGGAAGAUGUUGCACCAGAGAGAGGCCCCUCAGUCUCAGUGUCUGUCACCCCCGUAUCCACUCCUCUAUGCACCCCCGUAUCCACCCCCGUAUCCACUCCUCUAUGCACCCCCGUAUCCACCUCCGUAUCCACUCCUCUAUGCACCCCCGUAUCCACCCCUCUAUCUACUCCUGUAUCCACCCCUGUAUCUACACCCAUAUCCACCACCCCAUCCCCAGAGCCGUUGAAAAGGAAGUCCUUGUCCAGUGAACAGGAAGUAGAGCUGACUUCAGAGAAGAGGGCCCGCAUCACUCCACCGACAGUAUCUGUGGUAACCUCUCCAGCAGCCACCAUAACAACAGCGCAGAGAGUGCCUCCGCUUAAGAUUCCUGUGUCACGAAUCCUAUCAGUCCCUGCAUCUCCAACCCAGGUGUCCCCCAGGACCCCUCUCCCUGUCCCGCUCAGCCCUGGCCCCAGCCCCGGACGCACUGGUGCUCGCACUCUGGCUGACAUCAAGGCUAAAGCCCAGCUAGCCCGGGCCCAGCGUGCAGCAGCAGCUGCUGCAGCCAGUUCCUCCUCUAAAGGUGCAGUACCAGGCCCAGGACCGGGAGGAGGCAUUGUAGAGCAUAGAGCUUCAGCCCAGACCCUCCACUCUAGCCCCCCCUGCUCCACUCAGUCUCAGUCAACCACCAGGCUGCCAGUAAGUAGCAUCACUGGUCAAUCUACCUGUCAAUCACCUGAUGCAGUCAACACACCAGCCCACUCCAGUUCGGUCCAAUCAUCAGGCUCCUCUGUGCCCUUUGACCUUAGCCUUUCUCAAAGAAUCUCCAACACCGGUAGAGCGUCUCUCACUGAUGACCAACAGAGAGGCUCCGCCGAUGGUAUGAUGAACCCAGGUUCUCUGAUGGGACCUCAACAUGGCAACAUUCAACAUACGUCAUACCCACCAGGUCCCCAGUCAAUCUCUAGCUACACUUCAUCUGUGUGUGAUGUGAAGAGCCAGUAUGUAUCUGGAAGCUUCAUGGCAGCCAGGGCUAGCCACUUUAUCCCAGCCAACAACCCUCUGGUCACAUCUCUCCUCCAGGGGAAAGAGGUCCCUCUGGAACAGAUCCUCCCCAAGUCUCUGGCCAAGGCCGAUGUCCAGAUGUCCCAGGCCAAACCCUCCCAUGAUGACAAAGGGACGAUAACGUCCCACAGCACUGCUGGAACAGACAGUGGUGAGAAUAAGAGCCAAUACCUACACGCUGGUGGUGUGGAGGACUACAGUAGAUCUGAACAGCAAGGAUCCAUAGGCCAGUCCACUUCUACCAUACCUGGAACAAGAGCAGAUAUGUUGGCAGAGCUCCAGCGUCAUCAAAGGGAAACACCUAACAAAGACAUCCAGGAACAGAUCCUCAGGGCUCUGAUGCACAGGGCCACCCACCAGCACCAGAACCAGCCAUUUGGGGGCUCAGGUGGGGCUCAGCCGCCCCAGUUCGGAGCUUGUAAUCUGGGGCACCAGGUGUGUGGGGACCAUCCCCGGUUCUCCGCGGGGUUCCCUGGACGGAAGAGGAUGUCCAGGCCUGCCAUGUCAGGGCACUACCUCCUCAAUGUCUCCACGUACGGACGAGGGUCAGAGAGCAGUAAACGCUUCCACCCAUUGACCACCGUUAACACCUCACUGACCCCACUGGCCAAUCUGAAGAGAGAGCACAUCGGGGUGGAGAGGCUGGCUAACGAAGGGGAGGAGUCAGUGGAGAAUAAGUCUCAUUCUCAUUCUAACCCUGCUGGAGUCAAGGUGGAAGAGCAGGGCUUCUCAGUCACAAAAAUGGAUGAAGCUCUAGGCUUUCAACACUGUUCCAGAAUAAUGUCUGAGUCUCCAUCAGUGGGAGGCUGUAUACCGGAGCAGGAGGACAACAGUUCAGCCGGUACAGAUAGAGACAGUGGCACUUCUGCAAGAGCCAAAGAAACCAAACCUUUCACCCAAUCACAAUCACAGCACAGGAGGCACCCAGAACUCUGCAAUACUAAACAGGGUGGUCAUUCCGAGCCAUAUCGUUUAUCUGUAUCUCCCCACGUGGGGACCAUGGACCCCACUCACCCCAGUACUCACCAGCGUCCGUCUGCCUUUCAAACCCAGAGACCUCCAAUCGAUAAUCAGGAAUCUAUUGUGGGUUCCUGCUACGGUGGCACCAUCAGCAUGUCUGUACCUCACGCUCUGAAUCACAAUGCUGCUGCUUCAGGCACCGCUUCUAGCGCCUCCCCCUCUGUGUCAGGUAGUGGUGGGGACAGCGGCAGUGGCACCGGCAGUGUCAUGUCUUUCUCAGUGACCGUCACCACCAUACCUGCCGGUCACCCGUUGGACCACAGCAGCCAGGGGGAGGGGUCUCCAGAGCAGGGGUUUAUGGAGGGAUCUGGUAUAGAGGACGUUCAGUCUAAAUGCUACUGCCGACUCAAGGCUAUGAUCAUGUGUAAAGGGUGUGGGGCCUUCUGCCAUGACGAUUGCAUUGGCCCUUCAAACCUCUGUGUCUCGUGUCUAGUGGUACGAUAAAACUACUAAUAAUGUAAUAAUGUAGUGCUGAGCGAAUAACUAUUAUUUUUCGGCGGUUCAAUUAUUUGAAUUGCAUUUCUGUUAGCUCUAUGCCGUUUCUGUAGAGUUACAUCAGAUCAAGCCUGAAACUGUGUGAUGUAGUAGGGAGUUGUAGUUCCUAACAGGACAAUGUUCUACAUAAUUUAGCGCAGAAAACGUGCUAAUAGCUAUGUACGGUCUGUGUGGAGCAAGACACGGGGAGGAGAGAGAUCGAGAGAGAUCGAAUGCAGUUGCUUCGCGAGCAUGAAAAUACAUGAUCUAAGUGCUUGAUAGUUGGUAUUUAGCGAUCAUAAAAGUAUGCCUUGUUUACUUUGAAGAACUACUAAAUAGUGAUUUUUGUUGUACAGCAUAGGCAGCAGCUCUAUAUGAGAUGAUGACUCGGAAUGAAGUUUUAAAAAAGUCAUCAAAUAAAACUAAUAUUUUAUUAAAGUAAUGUGAAUAAAUGAUGGUUAAUAAGUGAUACGCAACCAUGGCCAGUCAUUACCAUUAUGUGACUUUUAUUAAUUGUUUUAUUCUGUUACAGCAUUCAACCCACAUAAUGUGUAGUGCAUUUAAUGUUUAAAAAGGUCAUCAAAAUUGAAUUUUUUUACAUUUAUAAUCGAACCAAAACCAAACCGACUUCAAAAAGCACUAAUCGCUCAGCACUACAUAAAUGUAGAAAUGGUCUGUUUCAAUUCUUUAUUAUUGCACCAAGGAAAAAAUCAGCAUCAAGUCAUCUAGCAUCAUCAACAAGUAGCGGUUACGAGCAAGGUCAGUUCCAUUUCAAUUCUGGAAGUAAACUGAUUCAAAUGUUUCUAUUUCAAUUCCGAUUCUAAUUUGAAAAGAAAGACGAAUUGGAAUGUCAGUGUAUUUCCUGAAUUGAAGUGGAAUUGACCGUAACCAUGGUUACCAGGGUAAAAUGCACAGUGGCCAUACUCAACCCAGCACAUGGUUUUCAGUGGGGUGGCAAGUCAUUUAUACUGGACGACACAAGAGGUUGGUGGCACCUUAAUUGGGGAGGACAUGCUUAGCGAAACUAAGUGGAAUGGUAUCAAAUACAUCCAUUUGCUCUGUUUCGGCCAUUAUUAUGAGCUGUCCUCUCCUCCGCAACCUCCACUUUCAUCUAUUCCAUCUGAAAAAUAGUUUGUUUUGUACAAUUCACCGAUCAGUUCAAAUCAAAUUAGACUUGAGACAAAAGUUGAAUCUUGGCAAUAUUUUGCACUUGGACAUGUUAUUGUGCUAUAUUUUUGUAAAGAUAGUUUAGAUUUUAAAAAAGGAAGAAAAAAAUUAAUGUUGCUAUUUUUGUAGAAUGUAAUAACAAUGUUACGUUAAAGACUGCCACUCAUUCAGUAGUUUAAGUUAUGAUGUUUUAAAAGGUGAAGAAGGGAGUUAGAUUCAUAUUCAUCGACCCCUUGGGGUUUGUGUGUAGGUGGGGGAGUACAAAUACUGAUUUAUAUAGAUUUUGAAGGUCGCAAUCAAUCAUUUAUAUAUAUAUACAGUACUAAAAACAAAGUUACAGAUGUGUUAAAAGAUAAUAAUAGAUAUUUCAAAUUAUUUAGAUUAUAAAACAUUAUUUCACAUAACGAUUGCACUUAGCGUUUCUACUAACAGGGGUGACUGACACUGAGACUGUAUAGUAGAUGUAGUGUACAGCGUUUGUACUCUAACAUGGUGAUUAAAAGUAAAAGCACUUCACAAAUAAAUGGAUAAAUAGUGCUCUUCAAGGAGCAAGCUGAGUAUAGUCAGAUUCCAGAUCUGUUUGUGUUGUUUUAUGGCAAUGACCAAAGGAGUUAGCAAUACACCACAAACAGAUCUGGAACCAGGCUACAAACUGAGGUCUUUGCCAUUUCAGAUCAUCGUGCGAAGUUUACCGACUCCAUGACGCAUUUGUUUUCAUAUGUUUGUUUGUGUAUAGCAGAGUAACUAUUAGCAGUGAUGUACAUUUAAAACACUCAGAGAAAGAAAGGAGAAAAAUGAAGAUUUCAUUUCUUGUAUUAUUCUUUUGCUUUGUAAAUAUUGGCUUUCGUUUGAACUCGAUUUAGAAAUUAAUUUAGCUUUAUGUUCCUUGCUUAAGCAUAUCCAACAUUUUAUUGUUUUUAUUGCAAAAGAGUUUAUAUCUCUAAAGGAAAUGUGUAUUUUAACGCUAAAUGCUGUGCUAUCAUGAAACCAUUCAAAGUUGUAUAGGCUCCAGGUACAGUAUUCAGGUUGAUAGACGGUAGAGAAACAAUUUACUAGCUACAUAUAAAAGAAAGGAACAUCGUAUGGGUAUGCAUGGUGAUUGCAAUUAUAAAAUCAAAAUGUAUCAAUCAUAUUUCUGAAAUGAUCUGACUUAAACUGAAGAUAGUUGCUGUGUAACGGUGUAUUUUAUAGAAAUCAUUUCCAUGGUAAGAUGCCAAAGUCACCUUAUGAAAACGAAAUGAUCAGAUCUCGUUUUUAAAGGACUUAGUUAAACAAAGUAAUAUAUUUUAAUAUAAAAAAAUCUAUUUACAAAUUUUUUAAAACAACAGGGUAUUUACUAGAAUGAUACACAUUACACCGGACAGUUUUUUAGGUACACCCAUCUAGUACCGGGUCAGACCUCCCCUUUGCCUCCAGAACAGCCUGAAUUGUUCAGGGCAUGGAUUCUACAAGUCGGAAACGUUUCACAGGGAUGUUGGUCCAUGCUGACGUGAUGGCGUCACGCAGUUGCUGCAGAUUGGACAGCGGUACUCCACCGUCACCAGCCUGUACCGUUGACACCAGGCAGGAUGGGACUACGGACUCAUGUUGCUUACGGCAAAUCCUGACUCUGCCAUCAGCAUGACGCAACAGGAACCAGGAUUUGUCGGACCGGGCUAUGUUUUUGCACUCCUCAAUUAUCCAGUGUUGGUGAUCGCAUGCCCACUAGAGCCACUUCUUGUUUUUAGCUGAUAGGAAUGGAACCUGGUGUGGUCGUUUACUGCAAUAGCCCAUCCGCGACAAGGAUUGAUGAGUUGUGUGUUCCGAAAUUCUGUUCUGCACACCACUUGUUCUGUGCCUUUUAUUUGUCUGUUUGUGGCCCGCCUGUUAGCUUGCACGAUUCUUGCUAUUCUCCUUUGACCUCUCUCAUCAAUGAGCUGUUUUCACCCACAGGACUGUCGCAACAUUCUUGGUAAACCCUAAACACUCUCGCGAGUGAAAUCCCAGGAGGGUGUCCGUUUCUCAGAUACUGGAUCAAGUGUGCCUGGCACGACGAUCAUACCACACUCAAAGUCUCUUAGGUCACUAGUUUGGCCCAUUCUAACGUUCAAUCGAACAGUAACUGAAUGCCUGUCUACCUGCUUUAUAUAGCAAGCCACGGCCACGUGACUCACUGUCUGUACUAGCGAUCCAUUUUCGUGAAUGGGGUGGUAUACCUAAUUGACUGGCCGGUGGUGUAUAUUGGGUGUCCCUUUUUCUAAUGUUUUUGUGUGGAAGAGUGGACAGACCACAACAUAACUUUUGUAGCAAAAAAAACAUCCCCAAGUUUUUUGAUUCUAUAUGACCCAUGUAUUUUUAUGGAAAUCUACAUGUCCUUUUUCACUGAAGUCCUGCCUGGAAUAUUGUAACCAUCUGAACUGUAUGCUCUUGUAACGACGUUUGUUAAUAAGAUAUGGGGCAUUGUUUUGUCUUACACAUAUUUUCAGCAACAAAAUGAAUACAAUUUCAUGGCACCAUUUCUAAGUGGUCUGUGGAUUGUGUGUGUGUGUGUGUGUGUGUGUGUGUGUGUGUGUGUGUGUGUGUGUUUGUUUAAAAGUUAGUUGACAUCUUUAUUUACAGUCACAUGAUUCUUUAUAGUCUCAAAAAGUUCAAAGUCUGCAUCCCAAAUGGCCUCUGGUCAAAAGUAGUGCAUUAUAUAUGGAAUUAGAGGGCCAUUUGGAAGCAGCCAAAUGGUUUAUAGAUUGUAAAGAUGAGAGACCCAAUAUUUAUGAUUUGACCCCUAUCAUUGCAAACUUUGUUAAUUAAUUUGAUCGCCUAUCAAAUUGUAUUAAUUUUAUUUUAAAUAAAUACAUGUUUUAGUCUAAUUUAGUUUCUCCAACAUCAACUAGUAUUGAGUAUUAAUUAUAUAUUUUUUUACGAAUUUUGAUGUUCUAUUUUAACUGACUUGUGUAUGUGAUGGAUUGCAAAGAGAAAGUAGUUUUUACCCACAUUUUGUAAAAAGGCAGCUGACAUCUCGUAAAGUUUAAGAGAGCGUUGAAUUAUUGAUUCAGUAGCCUACUCCACUUUGUCCUUUUCUCUCAAACCAUGAUUGACUUUUUUAUCAAAUCAAUAGCUUAAAUUCAGAGGGAUAUAUUGAUUAGAUCCCAUUUUUAAACCCAAGGACAAAAAGUAAAGGGUGAGGAUAGACUUGGUUGGGAGGAAACGUUUCUUAAGUGUCAUCCAGUAAUGGUUUGAAAAUGUCUGUUUGUCUUGUGAAGGGUGUGUUCCCAUCAGUCCGUGUCAUUGUUGCUGUUUUUAGAUUGGAAAGUCUCCGUUUUAAAAUGCAGGUGAAUGUAAUAUAGUAAUCAGCACUUGUAAACAAAGUGUAUUUUAUCAAACUAUAUAUUAUGAAUAAAUAACAAAGAAAAAACA